This is a messenger RNA of Closterium sp. NIES-65, 1620 nucleotides long. The record is from the annotation of a GenBank genome assembly. NCBI's taxonomy places the organism in Eukaryota, Viridiplantae, Streptophyta, Zygnematophyceae, Desmidiales, Closteriaceae.
AUGCAGGAUCAUUGGAAUUCUGCAAGCUGCGAAGGGGACGCUAUAGAAGAAGUCUCCCCCACUCACCUUCCCCCUCCCCUCCCCCCUCCUCCCCUCCCCCUUUCCCCCUCCUCCCCCCCUCCCCUUCCUCCCUACUCCCCUUCCUCCCUCCUCCCCUUCCUCCCUCCUCCCCUUCCUCCCUCCUCCCCUUCCUCCCUCCUCCCCUUCCUCCCUCCUCCCCUUCCUCCCUCCUCCCCUUCCUCCCUCCUCCCCUUCCUCCCUCCUCCCCUUCCUCCCUCCUCCUCCCCUCCUCCCCCCCUCCCUUCCUCCCUCCUCCUCCCCUCCUCCCCCCCUCCCCCCCUCCCCUCCUCCCCCCCUCCCCUCCCUUCCUCUCCCCUCCCCUCCCCUUCCCCCUCCCCUCCCCCCUCCUCCCCUCCCCCUUUCCCCCUCCUCCCUCCUCCCCUUCCUCCCUCCUCCCCUUCCUCCCUCCUCCCCUUCCUCCCUCCUCCCCUUCUUCCCUCCUCCCCUUCCUCCCUCCUCCCCUUCCUCCCUCCUCCCCUUCCUCCCUCCUCCCCUUCCUCUCCCCUCCUCCCCUCCUCCCCCCCUCCCCCCCUCCCCCCCUCCCCUCCUCCCCCCCUCCCCUCCCUUCCCCUCCCCUCCCCUCCCCUUCCCCCCCCUCCCCCCCUCCCCCCCCUUCCCCUUCCCCCCCCCCCUCCUCCCUUCCCCCCACCCACCCCCCUCCCCUUUCCCCCACCCCCCCCCCUCCCUUUCCCCCGCCCACCCCCCCCCUCCCUUUCCCCCGCCCGCCCCCCCCCCCUCCCUUUCCUUCGCCCGCCCCCCCCCUCCCCUUUCCCCCGCCCGCUCCCCCCCCUCCCCUUUCCCCCGCCCGCUCCCCCCCCUCCCCUUUCCCCCGCCCGCUCCCCCCCCUCCCCUUUCCCCCACCCGCUCCCCCCCCCCCUUUCCCCCACCCGUUCCCCCCCCUCCCCCUUUCCCCCACCGCCCCCUCCCCUCCCCCUUUCCUCCACCGCCCCCUCCCCUCCCCCUUUCCUCCCCCACCGCCCCCUCCCCUCCCCCUCCUCCCCCUCCUCCCCCUCCCCUCCCCCUCCCAUCCCCCUCCUCCCCCUCCUUCCCCUCCUCCCCCUCCUCCCCCUCCUCCCCCUCCUCCCCCUCCUCCCCCUCCUCCCCCUCCCCUCCCCCUCCUCCCCCUCCUCCCCCUCCCCUCCCCCUCCUCCCCCUCCCCUCCCCCUCCUUCCCCUCCUCCCCCUCCCUUCCCCCUCCUUCCCCUCCUCCCCCUCCUCCCCCUCCUCCCCCUCCCCCUCCCCUCCCCCUUUCCUUCUCCCCCUCCCCUCCCCCUCCCCUCCCCCUCCUCCCCCUCCCCUCCCCCUCCUCCCCCCUCCCCUCCCCCCCCCUCCCCUCCCCUCCUCCCCCCUCCCCCUCCCCUCCUCCCCCCUCCCCUCCUCCCCCCUCCCCCCUCUCCCCCUCCCCCCUCCCCUCCUCCCCCCUCCCCCCUCUCCCCCUCCCCCCUCCCCCACCUUCCCUCCCCCCCCUCCCCUCCCAUUCCCCCCCCCUGCACAAACUCUUUCCUCAGCCUCUUCCAAGCUCGUAGGGCAUGGUGGCGCUCAAGUACCCAAGCCUCUAUAG